This is a messenger RNA of Lecanosticta acicola, 2096 nucleotides long. Lineage: Eukaryota; Fungi; Ascomycota; Dothideomycetes; Mycosphaerellales; Mycosphaerellaceae. The record is from the annotation of a GenBank genome assembly.
AUGGCCGACCCCUUUGGCGACUUGUUCACCCGCAUGCCAAGCAACACGAACAACAUCAGUCUUCAGAGCCUACACCCUCAGCCACCUGCUCGAGCUGCUGCUGCUCCCCUGCAUGCAAGCUACAACAUCGUGAACGAAGAACGAUACUUCGGCGCACGCGAUGAGUCGGACGAGGACGACGAUGAGGAAAUGGAAGACGACUCACCGCAUCCUCACCUGCCUCCCCGUCUGCCUCCCCGUCGAGGACCUUCUUCUCCUGAAGAGAAAGACAUCUUACGUAGUUUGAGCGAAACCCUCGAUGUCGAGAGUCGGGAAGCGACUUUUACCUGUGGAGGAAAGAUUCCCAUGGUUCUGACUUCAACCCGUGACGAGGCCGGGAAUUUGACACCAAGAACCCAUGCCAAAGUCCACGAACAGAGAAUUACGACGAAACCCAUCACCAUUCGAUGGGGAGCUGACGGGAUGGGUCGACUCGUCAGCUUUCCCGGCCAUAGCGAAGGAACUCUACAACAUCUCGUUUCAGACUGUCAGCCCGCGACGUUUGGCCGAAAGGGGAAGGACGUCUAUGAUGAGAGUUAUCGUCGUGCUGGAGCCAUGUCCACGGAAAACUUCAUGUCCGACUUCUGCCCCUACGAGGCCGGCAUCAUGGAUGUUGUCACGCAGAUGCUGGUCCCGGAUAUUUCAUGCGAUCUAGAUCGACCCGCACCUCCGACCGAAGUGAUCAUGACCGCAGCAGAAAGAGAGCAAAUCUGUGAAGCAUUCUGGCGUUUCGCACCAAGGGAUGAAUUCGCCAUUCCUCUCACUAGAGUGGUGGAAGCAUUGGAGAGUUUAGGUCUGCCCAUUCCUGACGGGUACAUGCGGCCAUGGACUUGGACAGAAUUUCACUGUCAUGCGGAGCAGUUUAUCCUGAGGAGGAAGAUGGAGGCGGCAAGGAGAUUGCGUGCAGCUUGGGAGGAAAAAGCCUUCUUCAGGGGUCUCAGAGCAGAGCUCUACAAGUUGAAUGUCUACUCAGGGCCGAGUGGGAUGUUCAAGAAGCAUGUCGAUACGCCGAGGAGUCAGGAGCAGAUUGGGAGUUUGGUGGUGUGCUUGCCUGUGGCUUUCGAAGGUUGGCUGUUUUCCAAAAGAUAUACGUGAAAAGGCUGACACUGUGAUGCGUCUAGGCGGCGAGCUCGCCGUCCGCCAUCAAGGCCACCAAAUCCUCUACGAUUGGACAACCCCCUCCCCCUCCGAUGAACCCGCAAUCCACUGGGCCGCUUUCUACAGCGACAUCGAACACGAAGUCCUCCCCGUCACGUCGGGCCAUCGCAUCACCCUCACCUACAACCUCUUCCUCUCCCCGGGCACAGGCCUGCUCACCAGCCCCAAACCCCUCAGCCUGCAACCCGAAAACCUCCCCUUCCACAACCACCUCACCCAAAGCCUCUCCUCCCAGCACUUCAUGCCCCAAGGCGGCCACCUCGGUUUCCACCUCGCCCACUCCUAUCCCCACACGCACCCCCAUAAACACAAAUUCGUCCCCAAAAUGCUCAAGGGCAUCGACAUGGCCGUCUACAUCUCCCUCGCCGCCGCCAAUCUCCCCACCAUGCUCACGCCCUACCCCUUCACGGACCAGAGCUAUCGCCUUCAAAAAGGAAACCUCCUCGAAGCGCUCGAAACGGAUUUCAAUCCGGGCUACGAAGAAGACGACGCCGAUUCUGAUGAGGUCGAAGAUGACUUGGAAGAGGACGAGCAUGGAAAGCUCCUUGAAGGGGGCAUGACUCCCAACCCGUACACGGAGGCGUGGGAUGUUAAAGUCCGGAAGCGGUUUCAGGGGAGUGUGGUCUGGUUGAAUGAAGGAUGUGGCGCCGCUGGGAGGGAGAUGCGGAAGGCGUGUUUGGCGGUUAGUACUCCUUAUCCCUUACCCUUUCUCUUCGAUUUCGUAUUUCGUGAGAUUUCGAAGACGCUGAUUUUGAUUCAUUUUUUCGUCCAUGUAGUACGGCAACCAAGCGGAAUUAAAAGUGAAAUACAGCAGUGCUGCGAUUGUGGUUCGAAUUCCCGGCUGGGAGGAGAGGAAUGGAAAGGGACGGACGGUGGAGAGGGCUAUUCAGAUUGAUUGA